Molecule: messenger RNA, 381 nt
Organism: Aspergillus udagawae
Lineage: Eukaryota; Fungi; Ascomycota; Eurotiomycetes; Eurotiales; Aspergillaceae
Exons: 3
Coding region: 1-381 (126 amino acids)
Molecular function (GO): protein dimerization activity
Source: RefSeq, a predicted model, not a curated record
AUGUCGCCGAGCCCUCCAUCCUCCUAUUCGAGCACAGCCGCAAGGCCUCCACCUCGGUUCAUUGAGCUCCGGCCAAAGGGAGAGGGUGUAUUGAUCACGUUCCCCGAGGGUGCAUCGGGCCAGGUCGAUUCCAGACGCAAACGACACGCUAUCUCGCAGAAGAACCAGCGAGAUCGGUUAAAGGCGGCGCUAGAGCAGAUGGCUCGGGUGCUACACGCUGGUGGCGUUGGUUCUGGCCCCAGGGGGCCGUCUGGGACGAAGGUUGAGCUGAUUGAAACGGCUGUGGAGUAUAUUCAGAGUCUUGAGAAGGAGGUGAAGACGUUGCGGAGCUCAGUGAAUGAGGAGCCUCGGUCUGAGGAGGGGGUUGAAUGCUCCAACUGA